AUAACGAGGUGCGUCUGCGUCUGAUGCAGUUUGUGACGGGCACCUGCAGACUUCCUCUGGGGGGCUUCGCUGAACUCAUGGGAAGCAACGGACCGCAGAAGUUCUGCAUUGAGAAGGUGGGCAAAGAGACCUGGCUGCCCCGGAGUCACACCUGCUUUAACCGGCUGGAUCUGCCCCCCUACAAAAGCUACGAACAGCUGAAGGAGAAGCUGCUCUUUGCGAUCGAGGAGACGGAAGGAUUCGGUCAAGAGUAAUGAAAUGUCUCUUCUCUUUACGGCCAAGUAAAACAAAACCAUGAAACUUGCACAGAUGAUUACCAAUGUAAAUAAGCUAUUUUUUUCAUUUUAAACCAAAUCUUUAUCUUAAGACAUCAUUUAGCGAUCUUCAUAACAUGAUUCCCCAUGAAUAUGCAAGCGUUUGAGCUUUUCUGAUCUUUUCGAUACUGAGAUAUAUAUAUAUAUAUAUAUAUAUACACAACAACGCUUUAUUCAUUUGGUGGGUUUAAAAAAAAUAAACAAACAAAAACAUUAGAGAUGAUUUUAUAGUAGAGCUCCAAACUUCCAGCUCUAGUUUUAUAGAGCUUUUACAGAAUGAUUGUAGAGUUUGAUCAGGUGCCUGGGGUUUUCUUUGUGUCGUUGGACAUCAAGUUGUGAUAGUUAAGCGCUUGCAUGGCUGCCUGCAGACUGAGAGAUGAUUGACUCUGUGUCUCAUAUCAUUCAUCACGACUGGUUCGGACAGUAUUGCUGUUGUCCAUCAGUAUUGGUUCCUCCAGAGUCUCUGCAGAUGCUCAGAACGACAGUUGUGCUCGAAGCACUUCACUAUUUCUGUGGCCUUUGUCUGUCAGAGGAGGAAAACUGUCCAUGAAUUUUUCAUAUUAAAAUAUAUGAGUUCUAACAAA
Molecule: messenger RNA, 898 nt
Organism: Carassius auratus (goldfish)
Lineage: Eukaryota; Metazoa; Chordata; Actinopteri; Cypriniformes; Cyprinidae
Product: NEDD4-like E3 ubiquitin-protein ligase WWP1
Exons: 3
Coding region: 24-254 (76 amino acids)
Biological process (GO): protein ubiquitination; proteasome-mediated ubiquitin-dependent protein catabolic process
Cellular component (GO): cytoplasm
Molecular function (GO): ubiquitin protein ligase activity
Source: RefSeq, a predicted model, not a curated record